This is a messenger RNA of Zingiber officinale, 1482 nucleotides long. RefSeq lists its product as uncharacterized. The transcript has 3 exons. Lineage: Eukaryota; Viridiplantae; Streptophyta; Magnoliopsida; Zingiberales; Zingiberaceae. The record is from RefSeq and is a predicted model, not a curated record. The coding region runs from base 393 to 1190 and encodes 265 amino acids.
UCUUCCUCGUUUGACACCCGCCGCAUCCACACAACCCUGGUCUGGUGGUACUUGUUCGUGGUCUUCCGCCAUGGCGUCGGCGAUCUUCUCUCCCGAUCUCCGAUCUACUCAUGUUAUUUUUCCUCAGGUGGACAGGCCUCUCUCCUAUCCCGCUUCCCCCCAAUCUAUCGGCAGGGCAGCAAAGGCGCGACCUCGCCAUGCCCGCAGCUGCCUCGCAGCGAGGUCGUGAGGUCACAAGGCAGAGUGCGACAUCAGCCACAUGCUCUCAACCUCAACUGCGUGCCCUAGAUCGGACCGCGAUACUGAUCUUUCAAGUUGUAUUCCACUGACUUAGGGUUUGAAGAAUUUCAUCAAGACAACUAGAGUCCUUUUGCUCAAAAUGCAGAAAUUUGAUGGAGACAGCUAUCCUGAGCACUUCUGCUUCCAUGGGAAUCCCACUGCAUGCAGCCAACUUUUCUGAUGUAAUUUCAACAUCCGUUCAAUCUUCAUCUGGUCUACAAAACAAUUGGUUGGGGAAGUCGGCACAUAUUUCCAUGGCUGAUAUUGUCAAGAUGGGCAGACCUCAAGGGAAACAUCCAAGCAUGCCUGCCAUUGCAAGUGGAAAACCUUACAUAUCUGAAAAUGCAGCAACAUCAAAUGGAUCACAUCUCAAUGCAAAACAAAUCCCAGCUUCAAUUUUUCCAUCUGAAGCUAAGGAGAAAUUAGACUCUUUUCAGGAAUCUACUUAUAUUUCUGAUAUUAAUCAUGGCCUUGGAACUGCUAAAAAUCAGCAUAUUUCUACUGAUGGAUGGUACAUAUGUGAUGAGCAACCCACAGAAAGUGUUCCAAAUUUUACAGAUAUAUCUGGUGCCUCAGCAGUUUAUGCUAACCCAUCAGCCUUAGCAGCAUCUAGUAUGGUAAUUGCUGGUUCUGACUUGUAUAUAGAUCCUUGUUUGGAAGAUUUCCAAGACCGGGAUGAAAGACCUAACGAUAAACCUCAGCCAGUCGAAUAUAUUCCUGUACCAGAGAGGAAGAUAGAUGUAGACACUGCAAUAGAUGGUUCACAUUCAAAGAGUAUAGAUGCUUACCAAUCUAAAGAUGUUGAAUUUGAUCAUCAUGAAGGAAAAAAGAUUUGGGACGAGAAGUUUUUGAACAAAUGCAUAAAAGAAAUCAAGACACCCAGUUUAUUGACAACAAAUUGGUAUUCGUAAAGAAAAGCUUAUCGAGGAAGGUAGAAAAAUUGAAGAAAAUCUUAUGAAGAUGGUUCGUAAGAUGAUUCAAGAGAUAGGAUAUAUAAUCAUUCACAUCCAGAAGGAUCUAGUCCCUGUGAGCAACGUGAUAGAUGAAAUACACAUUAAUUUAUUGUGGAUUUAAAAAAUUAUCAGUAUCUUACAAUUUGAUUAUGGUGAAAUUUAUUUGGAUGAUAUGAAUAUUUAUUCAUCUCAAUAUUAAUUGUAUGAUACUUUUGGAUUAGAAAUUAGUUAUUUAAAUAUUUUUAAUUUA